GUUCCUCCCAACCCUUGAGAAAGUGUCCUUUUGAUUUGCCUAGAGAACCUUCCUCUGUCCAUGUGUUGCAGGUUACACGGGAGAUGAUGAUGUCGUCCUCCGCAGAUCAAGACCAAGCCGCCCAGUUGCAGGAGCUGAUACAGCAACUCACCGAAGCCGCCAAAGCCUGCGACUACUCGCCGGGCAGCAAAGGCUACAUUUCCAGGACCAAUGUCGCUGCUAUAGCCAAGGACAUUGUCCGGCUCGUGAUGGCACCGUCGGAUAUGUCAAUGCACCACUCGGUCAAUAUGCUGGAGAUUGUCUGUAUUCGAACCUUGAUGGGGCUGGGCGUGUUCGAAAAGAUCCCUGUCGACGGCUCCAUCUCUCUGGCCGAGCUGUCCAGGGUCACAGGCGUCCAGGACUCACUGCUAGGUAUUGGCUGCGCAGUCAUUUCUCGAAGCAUGUGGCUGAUCAUUGUGUCUCCCGUCAAACAAAAGAAAGACAACUUCGAUUACUCGUCGGUACCAAGUUCCUCGAGCAAACCCCCAACUAUGAAUACGUGCACACAAAGUUCUCCCGCGCAUACAUCCAGGUCCCGGGCCCGGGAAACUUCUUCCAGUUCAUCAACGAUGAAUGCCUGGCCACAAUGGUCCAUUUCCACAGCUACGUGAAAGAACGAGCGGCACAGGACGGCAAGCCCGUGCAGGAGCCCGAUGACCCUCUUCGCAACCCAUAUACCCACCGCCAUGGCAUGGAUGGACAUCCUGUAUGGGAGAUCAUGGCACAGUUUCCCGACCGGCUGCGCGCGUUCCAACUGGGCUUCAUGUCUCAAGAGGAUUCGGUCCCGAUCAUCGGCUUCUACGACUUCUCUGCACUCUACAACCCGGACCACGACGGCGACAGGGCCACCCUGGUCGACGUGGGCGGCGGCCAAGGCCAAUCCAUCAUCCAGAUCCUCAAGGCCUUCCCGACUCUCCGCCCCGACCGCAUGGUUCUCCAAGACCUGCCCGAACCCAUCGCUCAGGGCAGGGACUCCAAGCUCCUCCCCGAGGGCGUCACCGCCAUGGUGCACGACUUCUGGACGGCGCAGCCCGUCACGGGCGCCAAGGCCUACUUCCUCCGCCGCGUCAUGCACGACUACUCGGACGACAACUGCGUCAAGAUCCUCUCCCGCCUGCGCGACGCCAUGAGCCCGGACAGCAAGGUCCUCAUCGCCGACAUGGUCAUGCCAAAACGCGUGGGCGAGGCCGACCUACCCGCCGCCGCCAUGGACAACACUGUGAUGGUCAUGGGCGGCAAGGAGAGGACCGCCGACGGGUUCAACAAGGUCCUCGAGGCUGCCGGGCUGAAGAUGGUCAAGAUCUGGCACAGUUGGGAGGGCGGCGCGACGGGGAACAUCGUCGAGGCCAUGUUGCCCGCGGCGACCUCCUAGGUGAAGGUGUAAUGAAUGUGUCUGUGGAGGAUGUCCUGGUGAUUGGACCGUGCAAUCCAAGGACCUCCGAGCCCAUGAGCUUAAAGCAAACCUGGAAUCGGCGACCACUGGGCGUCAAGAUCCAUUAGAUGUGAAUUGACCGUGAGCAGCGGACGACAGGAGUAUCAGACGGGUAUGAUACGAUGACAUCGCUGGCCUUGAAGGAAGCACAUGCUCCCGCUCCAACUAAACGUCUUGCGGUUGACCAAGACGUCUCGCUUCAGACGACGAUUACGAGGACAUGAAUAGAUGCGAGACGGACUUCUCACGUAGAACCAAGUUUACAAGAUUCAUGACAUUGUCUACCACCUGUUUCCACUACAGGUGGGGUGCUGCC
Molecule: messenger RNA, 1787 nt
Organism: Cladophialophora immunda
Lineage: Eukaryota; Fungi; Ascomycota; Eurotiomycetes; Chaetothyriales; Herpotrichiellaceae
Exons: 2
Coding region: 748-1539 (263 amino acids)
Source: RefSeq, a predicted model, not a curated record